UUCAGGUGCUGUUAUCAACUAGAAAUGUUAUAUCAAUAGGAAGAACCGUACAAAUACUCGUGCACGUAUAACUUCACUGGGUGCAGCGUCUAUAUGUUUGUAAAGUGUGACAAAGUAUGGCAUCCAAAGCUGUUUAUUCGCAUAGAGACCCUAUGCUGAAGAAAAGAGAUGACUUUGAGGACAUUUUGGAGGAGAGGAGGAACUCCAGCGACCUGAGAUACGCCUUCAGAUGUUACACUCCUGUUCUUUACAAAGGAGUGACGCCCUGUAAUGCCAGCAUGCUGACGUCCAUGGUGCUUCAGUCUGAUCAGCUACACUAUGUCAUCAAUCAGGUUUCCAAAGAGACAGGCAGGGCUACUGAUGAUGUCCAGGAGGAGGCGUCGGCCAUCUUGGAGGAGAUGGCUCACUGUCUGCAGCUCAGCACUGUUCGCUUCUUUGCCUUCACGCUCAGCAAGGUCUUUAAAACCUUGUUCAGGAGCAUCUGUGUCAAUGAAGAGGGCAUCCAGAGGCUCCAACAGGCCAUUCAGGAGCACCCGGUGGUCCUGUUACCCAGUCACCGUAGUUACAUGGACUUCCUGCUGAUGUCAUACAUCCUGUACACCUACGACCUGGCUCUGCCUGUCAUCGCUGCCGGCAUGGACUUCAUGGGGAUGAAAUUUGUUGGGGAGAUGCUGCGGAUGUCUGGAGCUUUCUUCAUUCGGAGGUCGUUUGGCGGAGACAAACUGUACUGGGCUGUCUUCUCAGAGUAUGUCAAGACCAUGCUCAAGAAUGGAUUUGCACCAGUUGAGUUUUUCCUAGAGGGGACCAGAAGCCGAACGUCCAAGUCUUUGACUCCCAAGUUAGGUCUGUUGAAUAUAGUCAUGGAUCCAUUCCUUAAAGGGGAGGUGUUUGAUGUUAGCCUGGUCCCAGUCAGUAUCAGCUAUGAGAGGGUCUUGGAGGAGACGCUUUAUGCCAGAGAGCUGCUAGGUGUACCCAAACCCAAGGAGUCCACUUCAGGUCUGUUUAAAGCCAGAAAGAUCCUCAGUGAAGACUACGGCAGUAUCCAUGUGUACUUUGGUCAACCUGUGUCUGUUAGAAGUUUAGCACAGGGCAGAGUUAACCGCAGCCAGUUCAACCUGGUACCGAGACACAUCCCCGGGAAGCCCAGCGAGGAGAUCAACAGCUUUGUGAAUGACUCGGCCUACAGGCUGGUGCGGGCCCAGGAGGAGAACAUGGUCCUGAAGCCGUGGGUCCUUCUGGCCUCCUUGCUGCUCCAGAACCACCACCAGAACCAGGUGGCAGGGCAGAAACGGGGGAUAGCGUUGGGCGAGCUGACUGCACAAACUGUGUGGCUCAAGGACCUUUCCCGGCAGUACGGAGCCUUCCUCCACUGGCCUGACCACAUGCCUCCAUCAGAGGUGGUUUCCUCCAGUCUUUCCCUGCAUCGGGGUCUAGUGAGGAUCUGUGAGGGAAGAGUGCAGCUGGCAAUGGAACAAGCAGGAGGACAAGCGGGGCCAGGGGGGCCUCACAGCACCGUCACUCCAGAAGAGGAGCUCUUGAGCCAGGCAGUCAUCAUACUCUCCUGUGCCUCCUACAGGAACCAGGCACUGCACAUCUUUCUCCGACCGGCUCUGCUGGCCUCAGCCAUCCACACUACCUCCUCCAACAACAAACAGGAGGUCUUUAACAGUUUCAGCUUCCUAAGAAACAUUUUCUCCAAUGAGUUCAUCCUCUGUCCUGGAGCUACAGUGCAGGACUUUGAGGAGGCCUGUUACCUGCUGGUGAAGACUGGAGCUCUGCAGGUUACCCAGCAGGAGGUUCUGGUAACAGAAAGAGGACACAGAACACUGGCCUUCCUCACCAGUAUGUUAGAUCCCUUCUUACAAGGAUACCAGGUGUUGUUCCGGUUCCUGUGUGAGGAGGCCCCUGAGACUCUGACAGAAAAACAGUUUAUUCCUGCUGUCCGCAAGUUCAUCAUCAAACAUCUUCUAGCAGGUAGACUAAGAUACACUGAGGUGUUGUCAUCUGACCUCCAGAAGAACGCUCUGGCAGCUUUGCUAAGACUCGGAGCUGUACGGAAAAUCAAAGGAGUCGGGCAGGGGACUUUAAAGGUCAACAAGGUGAAGGUGAACUCAUUGGAAGACACUCUAGGAGGAAAACUCCCCACUCAGAAAGCUGUUGUCGCCCGCCUCUAACUCACCGACCUCAUUAGUGGACUGAGAAGGGUCGAAUCUUUUUACUUGCAUCGACGUUAUGCAACAAUGUCUCAGCUCUCCUCUGCUCGGUUGGCCCGGCUUAUCCCUUAGGCAGUCCAACCUAACUGCUUUCUAUGAGAGAUGAAACGAAAGAAUUGCCAUCUGGAGAAAGCUCAGCCCCUUUUAUUUUCUUUGUCUUUUAAUUUCACUUUCUUCUCUUCAUCUCUUUCCUUUUUCUCUUUCAGACCCUUCUAUUAAAUAUGUUUUAUAUAUGUACAUAAAACCAGAUGCUCAGUAAGGCCUUUGAAGGUAUAUUGCUAAGCUCUUUGGCUCAUUCUGAAUAACUGACCUUUUGCUAUGAGCAGCCUUGUGAAAGCUUCUGAAUGUGCCAACUCCACUCAGGAUAGUGGCCAUUCUCCAUUAAUGCAUUUGAUAUGUAUCCUCUAACAGUCAGCGUGCUUUUUCUUUGUGUUAUUUUCAGUCUGCUUUCAUCUGAGCUUCAGUCUGUCUCUGUUCAUUAGCUGUGAGUUUCUCUUUGUCUUGUCUCUGUUUUUUUUUUUGUUUUUUUUUGGAGGACUUUAAUGAAUUUAUUCAUGCGAUGUGGCAUGGACCUAUAUCUUCACUCUCUUUUGACUCACUGUUUUCUCUUUCAUCCUGUUUUUUUCUGUUUUUUUUGUGAAACAAAAGUUGCUAAAAUGGGUGGAUAAGAAGAUUUGGGUGGUUACAUAUUUUAGCUUUUGGUAAAAAUGAUCAUCUUCUUUUGCACUGUAUGACCGAAAGAGUUUUUAUAUAUAUAUAUAUAUAUAUAUAUAUGUGAGCUGAACUUGCCACAGACCCAAGGCCUACUUCAAGAAUAGCUUGUACCAGGUGUCACUGUUGGAUUUAAACCACCCUGGUACAAGUUUUCCACCCACCCUCAGGCCUUGUGCCAACACUCUGAGCUUCAUGGACAAGCAGUACAUUCAUCUUUGUUUACACAGUGGAGAUAAUGCUACAAGUCUUAUGCCAGUGUGACAUAGUUGCCAAACUCCAUAUAAAAUUGCAGUUAGUUAUACUGAAGCACUACCAGCUACACCAAAGGGAAUAAAUUUGAAAUAUUUGUUCACUGUUGGAGAUAAUUUACAUGUUUUCUCAUGUUUUCAAGUCUAGAGUAGUUAGUAAAGUUGCUUCAUAGUUACUGAACAGAAUAUAUUGAAGUUGUUUAAUAUUAAGCCUUUAUUUAUAUUCAAAGCGAGACACACUUGAUAUAAUUUUGUUACAAGGGAAGGAAGAAAAGGCAAAAAUAAAGGAAAAUAGCAGUAGAUGUAACAUAGAAACUCAGAAGAACAAAGCUAAUAAAAUGUCACAGAGAGUACUAACAGGUCAGGACUUCAUUUAAAAGGAGCUUUAAAAGUACCAGGACAACACAUGAUUUUUUUUCAUGAUUGCCUACUUAGCUGAUUGUUCAGAAGAGUGGAAUUGUUUAUCAAAUUUUCCAAAUUAGAUUAGUUUAAAAAUCCUUAUUUUCAAGCUAUUUAUUUGGUAGUUAACCAGCAGUGUUAUCAUGUUACCUUGAAAACCUAUUCCAGUGCAGAUUGGGAUUUUACAGACAGGCAGAGCUGCUUUUGGAGGCAGAAAAAACCCUCUUUGGUUGAGUUAAACCUCAUGGUAAAAAUCAAACAGCCACUGGUUCUCUGGCACUUCAAUUAGUUUGAAAAAUUUUGAUAUUGUUGUCAAUAUGAUACCGGAGUUUCUGUGGGAAUACUAACAAUCCAUUUUUUGAUACCUCCAUCUGUGGAAUCUAAACAUGUUUCUCUACAAAAUCCCUUUUUCCUGUUUCCACAAAAUAAGCCAAAUUUCUCAAAUGCAUUGUUUUCUGCCAACUUUCGGUACUUGACACAGUUCGGUCGGUACUUAAAAGGUAUUGGGGUUUGAUACCCAGCUCUACGCCAAAGCCGUGUUUACAUGGGAUAGCUGGCAUUUUGUCACAUCCGUGGAAAAACUUGCAUUGAAACCAACUGAGUUCAGCCUCAAAACAGUCUGUAGAAAUUUCAGAAGCCUAACUCUCAUUCUUCUGUUAAAAUGUUGGACUGUGUUUUAGUAGUUACACACACCAAUGCUCUAUCAAUGAGCAGGUGUCGUUGAAAUAAAGGGACAUCAUCUGUUUUUUGUUUUUUGACUGAUCCCAAAUGCUCAUGACUAAUGAUACGAGGGAAGGUAGCCAAUAUGAGUCUGAUGCUCUUGCUACUAACAUCAGUGUAGCCCAUACUAAGUUGUUCAUCUUGAAGUUUUAAAAGCUUACACUUCAAAAUCAGAAAUGAUUGCAAAAAUAAUAUAAAUGCAACCUCCAACUUCUUUGAUCGUAAAAUUUUCCAGAUACUAAACUAGGCUUCACUCACUGAGGUUAAGUCAACCAACAACAAAGCAGCUCUCAAGAAAUGUUUGUAGAUCAGCAAUCUGCAUGUGAACACGUGUCAUCCAAAGUGCAAGUCUACAGUGUGAGUGUAUUUGUGGUUAAUUGUUUCAAUAACAGCUUUUAUACUGUGUAAUGUCUCAAUAUUUGACUCAUUAAAGUGUGUAUGUGUUGGGUGAGGCCGUUUAGUACCGACUAUACCUUCUGAUGAAAUACAAAUACAAGUGUUUUGAAAUACAAAUUUCAGCCCAGAUUGUGUCUUGUAGAUAAACUGGUGGGUGGUCAAUUUGCUCAGACUGAUUAAAAUUCACUCCUUCAUCCUUUUACAUCCAAUGUUUGUUUGAUAGUCAAACCUGUUGUGACAGACUGCUGAGAGAAACCGUUUGAUCUUAACCUAUUAAAACAUGAUGUGAUCAUA
Molecule: messenger RNA, 4984 nt
Organism: Siniperca chuatsi (mandarin fish)
Lineage: Eukaryota; Metazoa; Chordata; Actinopteri; Centrarchiformes; Sinipercidae
Gene: gnpat
Product: glyceronephosphate O-acyltransferase
Exons: 17
Coding region: 117-2174 (685 amino acids)
Biological process (GO): ether lipid biosynthetic process
Cellular component (GO): mitochondrial membrane; peroxisomal membrane
Molecular function (GO): glycerone-phosphate O-acyltransferase activity
Source: RefSeq, a predicted model, not a curated record